AUGCUUUUAUUUAUUUUUGCUUUUUUCAAAGUGUCUCUACUGAACGAAAUGUGUCAAACCUGUGGCAAUGACAGCCAACCAUGCGUUAUCAAUCACGUGCCUGUCGGUGAUCGAGUACCCGGGGACGGCGCAAGUUCCUCAGCACCAGAUGACCUGCACCGGAUCAGCGUCGACGGCACCUCCGCAAACUAUUUUAACCCAUUCUCGAUAGAAGACCCUAGAACCAAUAUAAUCGAGGAAACAGAGGGAAUGCUGCGAGCACCGAGGUACUACAGAGGAAUAUAUUGUCCAUCUAUCACUAAUACGUUUAAGAACCAAGGAGUAGAGAUAUCAUACCAGAGAUAUUCACAGAGACAGCGACAGAAGUCACUGAUUAUCGUCAACGUGGUCGACUUAGCACUUAAAGUAUGUCUGGCGAUAAUUUACUCCGUCACAAACACAAAUACAAGUCCCCCAUUGUACCAAAUCGUGUGGACGACAGCAUUCUCAAUGUUGAACGUAGGAGUGUGCCUGCUGGGGUGGUGGCGCUGCUUCGCUAACAACUAUCUACACUGGGCGGCCGCAGCCACCUGGAUUCUGCUCAUCGCUCAAGGUAUCAUUUUACCAGCUCUAAGCGGCCAGGGGUUGGGGUUUCAAGAGCCUCAGAAUCAGGUAUGGUACAUGCUGUUCAUCGUGUUCGUGCCGUACGCGAUGUUCCCGUUGUCUUUAUGCUGGUGCAUCACCAUCGGGAUGCUGUCCUUCAUCUCCCAUGUGCUAAUCACCGCCGUCGAUAUUCAGAGAUACAUGAACGAUACCAGAAAAGUCGUUUUUUGUACAAUCGAUUCAAACAUUUGUACUCUACGCGUGAUAGCGGGCAACGUGUUGUUAUAUUUGGCUGUGAACUUUGCGGGGCUGUACGCAAAAUCACUAACUGACUGGAGUCAGAGGAAGGAAUUUUACGAAAUACGUCGUUCUAUGGUCACAAGAGAACGCGUCAAGAGGGAGAGCAGUCGUCAAUGGAAACUGUUUCGAAGCGUGAUACCAGACUUCAUAGCUAAUGAGAUAUACAGCCACGUGAACAAAGUGAAGGGUGAUUUACAUGAGCAGCAGUUCAACAACCUCUACAUACAGCGGCACAAAGACGUCUCUAUACUUUACGCUGACAUCAAAGGAUUCACUGAGCUGUCAAGCAAAUGUAGUGCGCAGGAGUUGGUGAAGUUGUUGAACGAAUUGUUCGCUCGCUUCGACAGGUUGGCAGCGGAGAACGACUGCCUCCGCAUCAAGUUAUUGGGCGACUGUUAUUUUUGCGUGAGCGGUCUGCCUGAAAAGCGGGACGACCACGCGCUCUGCUGCGUAAACAUGGGACUGCACAUGAUCCAUGCUAUUCGAGACGUCCGCUAUAACACACAGGUGGAUUUAGAUAUGCGUAUCGGCAUCCACAGUGGGAUAGUACUGUGCGGCGUCCUGGGAUUCCUAAAGUGGCAGUUCGAUCUCUGGUCCCAUGACGUUACACUCGCCAACCAUAUGGAGAGCGGAGGUCUUCCCGGACGCGUGCACAUAUCGUCGGCAACAUUGGACUGCCUCCAAGGGGCCUUCGAAGUGGAGCCGGGGGACGGUGGGUCGCGUGACUCCUUCCUGCGCGAACUAGAUGUCACCACCUAUCUAAUCAAGAGUAAUGCACAGCCUACUAAACUUAAAGCUAAAAACAGCUUACCAACACAAAAGUUGUGCGAGUCGACGACACCGCGACACCUCAGCAUCGUGGAAGAUGAAAUGACCGCGGACUGGACGCCUGAGAUGCCUUUCCAACAUUAUUACGAUGGGCCUGCGGGGGUAGUUCGGCCCCGUCGUUUGAAGAGUGACCAGCACUGCGAAGGGCUCGAGGAUGAGCCCAUGUCCGAUAUCGAGGUUAGCUCCUGUCCUGUCGACGCCGUCAUCACUGAAGAUGAUUUGAUAAACCAUUUGAUCGAAGUGGACUCGAACCGCCGCAUGAGAGAAGAACACAUGCAUUUAUGGUCGCUUCGGUUCAAACAACCUUACUUAGAGGAUAGAUAUGGACAGCUUGAAGAGAAGACCUUUAAGUCCAACAUUAUGUGUUGUUUUGUGCUAUGGCUGUUUAUAGUAGCUGUCCAGGUUGUAUUAAAUUACAACUGCUGGAACGUUGUACUAGUUCACGUGGUGAUGACUAUUCCACUAACACUCACCUUUUUACUAGUGAUGCUUGAAGAGUUCCCCGGAAAACUGCCACGUCUCUCCAAGAUAUCUAACUUCUUUUCCUCUACCAGGCGACGGAGGAACAUCGUACUAUGCUCCUAUAUCACAAUCAUUUCCUUUUCUAGCACAUUGAAGUUAUACGUAUGUGACUUGUCAUACAUUAAGGAUUGGAAUAAAAAUGAAACAUGUAAUAGUACAGAGGUAUUGGCCAAGGAAAAAUACGAUCCAGGAGAAUGCUACCACCCCGAAUACGUAGUGUUCACAUGGGUGCUGUCUUUGGUUGCGCUGACAUCGGUGCUCAAGCUGUACUAUAUGGUCAAGACAAUGCUGGCUGUCGCUAAGGUGGUGAUGUACUGCGUGUUGCUGAGAAUUUUCUACAACUAUGCCACUGUCAAUUCCAGUCAUUUACCCGCCUACAUACAAAUGCUGAUCCUCAUGAUAGUAUUUCUCGUGGUGGUGGUGUACCACGCUCGGCUAGUGGAAGCCACGGCGAGACUGGACUUCGUGUGGAAGCAGCAAGCGGAAAACGACCGCAACGAGAUGGAAGAGACCCAGAAGAUAAACAGGCAGCUCCUCAAACAUAUACUACCGGACCACGUCGUAACACAUUUCUUACGGAAAGAUUGGUGUGUUGAUAAGCUGUAUUCUCAAUGGCGAGACGAAGUGGGGGUCAUGUUUGCAGGCAUCCCGAACUUCCACGAGUUCUACUUUGAAGAAAAAGCCGUCGACUGCAUGCGGUUGCUCAAUGAAAUCAUUUAUGAUUUUGACAAGCUGCUGAUGCAGCAGCGAUUUAAGAGUAUAGAGAAGAUUAAGACGAUAGCGGCUACGUAUAUGGCAGCAUCUGGACUCAAUCCUAAUCAGAACCAAUCAGGCGAGGUCUGUGAGCACCUGUGCGCCUUAGUUGAUUAUGCGUUUGCGUUGAAAGAGGCGCUUGAAGACAUCAACCAACACAGCUUCAACAAGUUCCGACUAAGAGUAGGUAUAAGCUGCGGUCCACUAGUGGGCGGGGUAAUCGGCGCGCGCAAGCCUGUGUACGAUAUCUGGGGCAACACUGUCAACGAGGCCUCGAGAAUGGAGACUACCGGCGCCAUGGAUAAAAUACAAGUCACAAAAUACACCAAGCAGCUGCUAGAGCGUUGUGGUUAUACGCUGAGCCGGCGCGGCGAAGUUCAAGUGAAAGGCAAGGGCACUAUGGAGACGUGGUGGGUGGUGGGAACUCGUGGCGCGCAGCCCUCCGAGGGCGCCUCCCGCCCCACUCCAGCGCCGCCACGCUCUCUCGCCUCCCUGGUCUACACCAUGCUGCAGGCGCGCAAACGCAUCAACACGCAUCCGCUCGACGCUACCAAUUUGCCGCGGCGCGGCGGGAGCAUGCGGCCGGGGCGCGCGGAGACUGCGCCCAGCGGCUCGCAUCGGCACCGCUCUGAGAUGCGACGGACGAGAAACACUAGGACGAUAAAUAACGAGAUGGAGCUGGUGGAGAGGCGGCGCACGUCCCGCUCGAUGAUGGUCCGGCGCGUGGAGGCGAGCGCGUCGGCGGCGCCCGCGUCUCUGUCGGCGCCGCACACGCCCACCGGCGGGCACGCGCCGCACCCCCCGCACUCCCCGCACUCGCCCUACCCGCACCAACAACACCUGCCCCCUAAGGAUAAGCAUAAGAGCUUAGGUGCACGACUACAGGCAGCCAGCUUCUCAUACCGUAUGAGACCGCGAGAAAAGUCACCAAAGACCCAGGAUCAGUCGAACGAAGGAACAAUCUCGUCCAUUGCGACGAACGGUACAACACCUUCGUUCCGCACACGGUCAAGUACUGCCGCGUCUUUCUUCAGAAAGAAGAAGAAACAAGAGAUAAUGGAUAGCGAAGGAAAAGAAAACGGUGAUGUUGUGACUACAAGAAUGUAG
Molecule: messenger RNA, 4092 nt
Organism: Arctia plantaginis
Lineage: Eukaryota; Metazoa; Arthropoda; Insecta; Lepidoptera; Erebidae
Source: the annotation of a GenBank genome assembly